Molecule: messenger RNA, 471 nt
Organism: Ostertagia ostertagi
Lineage: Eukaryota; Metazoa; Nematoda; Chromadorea; Rhabditida; Trichostrongylidae
Source: the annotation of a GenBank genome assembly
AUGAACACUAUCAUCGCCGUAUUGGCGAUCGUUGGAGCUGCGUAUAGUGAAGUGAUCAAGAACCAGUGGCUAUCACUGGAUUGGCAAAACUUCUUGGACAGAGGGACACCUCCAUGGACGACCACUCCACCGCAAAAACACCUCUCCAAACCUCCUCCACUGAAGACUACACCGCAAGCUGUACAAGCUACGAAUGAUGGAGAGCUUCUUGGCUGGAGACCAGAGUAUGGAAUGUUAGCGGAAAUGCCUCCAUGGAUGUUCCCCUUCUGGACUCCGCAGUAUCGUAUUCCACAGACUCAUCAAGCAGCGCCCCUCAGACAUCACAAGAAAAGAAGGGUUCAGCGCAUUCCACCAAAACCCCGAAUCGUGCCAGGGCCUAUGUAUGGGCAAGUGAUUGAUUCCAUCACUGGAACAGAAGCACUUCCACCGAUGCCCACUACGCCGGAACCUAUCGUACAUCCUGUACAACAA